CUUCCUUAGAGGAAACACAAGCGGCUUAACUCCGGACUUCCUGUUUAGUACUCGGCUGAGAACUGGUCGAAAGGGAUGAGGUCCUUGGAAAACAUUAAAACUGCCUAAUGAAACGGGAAUAAAGGUUCAUUCAAAAUGAGCUGGAUUCCCUUCAAGAUUGGACAGCCAAAGAAGCAGAUUGUCUCUAAAACUGUUGAAAGAGACUUUGAGCGAGAAUAUGACAAACUCCAAAAACUUGAGGAUCAGACGAAAAAGCUCCACAAGGAUAUGAAGAAAAGCACUGAGGCUGAUUUAGCCAUGUCCAAAGCAGCAGUGAAGAUCUCUGCUGAUUUGCUGAGCAACCCACUGUGUGAGCAGGACCAGGCCUUCUUAGAGUCCAUGGCUGCUCUAGAUACAGCCAUGAGAAGGAUGGACGCCUUCAACCAGGAGAAGGUUAACCAGAUCCAGAAAACUGUAAUCGACCCUCUGAAAAAGUACAGUGGUGUCUUCCCCAGCCUCAACAUGGCAGUGAAACGCCGGGAACAGGCGCUGCAGGACUAUAAACGGUUGCAGUCCAAAGUGGAGAAGUAUGAAGAGAAAGAAAAAACCGGUCCCAUUAUGGUCAAACUACAUCAGGCGAGAGAAGAGCUCCGACCGGUCAGGGAAGACUUUGAGGCCAAGAACAAGCAACUGCUGGAUGAGAUGCCCAAGUUCUACCACAGCCGUAUCGACUACUUCCAUCCCAGUUUUGAGGCUCUCAUCCGAGCACAGGUGGUCUAUUUCACCGAAAUGUACAAGAUCUUCAACGAGUUAACAGACCAGAUCGACCAAGCAGGGUUGACCGAUGAGCAGAGGGAGAGGGAGACCGAGGCCAAGCUCAGUGAGUUGCGCGCCCUGUCCAUUGUCGCUGACGACUGAGGGAGGAAAGUUGAAAACCGGGAAGGGCUCCUUUCAUGCCCCUCUGAAUGGGUUGCACUCUUUUCACUGUACUCUGCACAGCUUAGACAGACAGCAAUGGUCUUAACCUGAUUAUCAGUUUUUCUUGUGACCACAUCACGCCCCUCCCAUUUCUCUUGCACUACACUUCCAGCCUUUAUUCUCUUUGUAAAGACACAAACUCUAAGCAACUGAAAUGCCACAUUAACUAAGCCAUCAGCUGAGUGUAGCAUUAUAAGCAAAUAUGUUUGUUUUUUUUUUAGUAAAGGAAUGAAGCAGCUCUCGUCAGAACAAAUUAUCAGGCUUACACUUCUUGGUUUAAGAGAUGCAUUUGUUUCUAAUGUAGGAAAUGAGCAAAGAAAUCUUUUUAUUAGUCACCAAUCCUAUGUUUCCAAUAAACUGUGAAACAGUUGUUAAAUAA
This is a messenger RNA of Monopterus albus (swamp eel), 1336 nucleotides long. It is a transcript of the gene bin3, whose product is annotated as bridging integrator 3. The coding region runs from base 136 to 897 and encodes 253 amino acids. The record is from RefSeq and is a predicted model, not a curated record. Gene Ontology annotation, biological process: endocytosis; actin cortical patch localization; plasma membrane tubulation. Gene Ontology annotation, cellular component: actin cytoskeleton; cytoplasm. NCBI's taxonomy places the organism in Eukaryota, Metazoa, Chordata, Actinopteri, Synbranchiformes, Synbranchidae. The transcript is spliced from 9 exons. Gene Ontology annotation, molecular function: lipid binding; protein binding.